Astyanax mexicanus (Mexican tetra) is the source of this 1966-nucleotide messenger RNA. RefSeq names its product hydroxysteroid dehydrogenase-like protein 2. The transcript has 11 exons. The coding region runs from base 134 to 1387 and encodes 417 amino acids. Gene Ontology annotation, cellular component: mitochondrion. NCBI's taxonomy places the organism in Eukaryota, Metazoa, Chordata, Actinopteri, Characiformes, Acestrorhamphidae. The record is from RefSeq and is a predicted model, not a curated record.
CUAGUACUGCGUGCUAAAACUUGGGGGGUGGGGUCACACACACACUCUUUUACACACUCUUUCAAACACACACACAGCUGUUUUAAUCUUUUCUCCUCAUAACGUUGGACUAAAUAGUUGCUAUAGUGCAGAAAUGCUGCAGAACACAGGAAAGCUGGCCGGACGCACUCUAUUCAUCACGGGUGCCAGUCGAGGAAUCGGCAAGGCCAUCGCUCUCAAAGCUGCCCGAGACGGUGCCAAUGUGGUCAUAGCGGCCAAAACUGCAGAAGCUCACCCCAAGCUGCCGGGCACGAUCUACACAGCUGCUGAAGAAAUUGAAGCUGCAGGCGGGAAGGCUUUGGCGUGUAUUGUGGAUGUCCGUGAGGAGAAGCAGAUCAGUGAUGCUGUGGAAAGUGCGGUACAGAAAUUUGGAGGAAUCGACAUUUUGGUGAACAAUGCCAGUGCAAUCAGACUAACAGGCACUCUGGAAACGCCCAUGAAGAAAGUGGACCUUUUGCUGGGAAUCAACCUCAGAGGAACAUACCUGACGUCAAAAUUGUGCAUCCCACACCUCCUGAAGAGUAAGAACCCUCACAUCCUCAACCUCAGCCCACCCCUGAAUCUCAACCCCAUCUGGUUUAAGAACCACACAGCGCACACUAUGGGAAAAUAUGGCAUGUCUAUGUGCGUCCUUGGAAUGUCUGAGGAAUUCAGAGGCUCCAUUGCUGUUAAUGCCUUAUGGCCCAGAACAGCUAUUCAGACAGCUGCUUUGGACAUGCUGGGUGGUGCUGGAAUAUCAAAUCAGUGCAGAAAAGUAGAUAUCGUAGCUGAUGCCGCCUACGCCAUCCUCACCAAACCCGUCAACUUUACAGGACAGUUUGUUAUUGAUGAUGAGCUCCUCGCGAAGGAGGGUGUUACAGACUUUGAGCCUUAUGCAGUCGUUCCAGGGAAUCCGCUGCUUCCUGACUUAUUUUUGGAUGCAAAGUCAGAUCAACAGGAGAUUAUAACAGAUGAUGGCACCACUCCUGCAUUCGAAAGUAAAAAUUCCAGUGCAGAUGCAGCCUUCAGUGGACCCAUUGGUGAAACAUUCAACACCAUGAAGGGAUCUCUCAACGCUGAGCUGGUCAAAACCACGCAGGGAGUUUACCAGUUUGACCUGUCCGGGGAGCAUCCUGGAGUUUGGUACCUUGACCUGAAAAACGGUUCAGGCAGUAUGGGUUCUGGAGAGCCACCCUCUAAAGCCGAUGUCCUAAUGAACCUGGACAGUGACACAUUUAUCAAGAUGUUUAAGGGGAGCUUAAAGCCAACCAUGGCCUUCAUGUCUGGCAAGUUGAAGAUCAAGGGGGACAUGGCGCUGGCCAUAAAACUGGAGAAGCUGAUGGCCAAGAUGAACAAGUCCAAGCUGUAACCAGAACCAUUCUGUCGUCUGUGUUAAAUAGUGCACAUAUUUCAACAGUGUCUCUAAAAAAAAUUCUCAAUUACUUUUUUUUUUUCAUUAAACUAUAAGCUCCAGUAUGCAGAUAUUUCUAUAUUUAUUAUUCCAAUAUAUACACCGGAAAGAUAUAUCUAUAGUCAAUGAUGUUUUGACACUGUAUACUCACAACUGCUGACAUUUUUGUUUAAACAGAGUAGAUUUUUCACCUUUCAGUGUUAUCUUUAAGUGUGCAGUUAACAUACUUAAUGGAAAAACAUCUAAAUAAGUAUAUUUUACAAUAUGAUUGGUCUUGUUAAAUAAUAUCCUCCGAAUAUUCAUACAGAAACAGCUGGUGAUCUGAACUCAUUGAACCUGAGACAUCUGACACCACCAGUUAUGUCAAACAAAUGCUUUUGUCUAUCCAGAAACUGUCUACUGUCAUAAAGUAAAAACUGCACUAAUUUCGUAUUUGUUGCAUCCAGUAAUGUUCUUGUUUCUUAUCAUUAUUGUUAAUAUGUAAAUUGUUCAGAUUUGCCUGGUUGUUAUAAUAAACAUUUUUGGAACACAAUGAAA